Messenger RNA from Chaetura pelagica (chimney swift), 876 nucleotides. It is a transcript of the gene RGS11, whose product is annotated as regulator of G-protein signaling 11. The transcript has 11 exons. Gene Ontology annotation, biological process: regulation of G protein-coupled receptor signaling pathway; G protein-coupled receptor signaling pathway. The coding region runs from base 1 to 876 and encodes 291 amino acids. NCBI's taxonomy places the organism in Eukaryota, Metazoa, Chordata, Aves, Apodiformes, Apodidae. The record is from RefSeq and is a predicted model, not a curated record.
AUGGUGUGCAAGAGCCUGGGGGUGUCUGCAGCCCACCACAGCCUGAGGACACCCUUUGCACCCUGUCACCCAGAGAGGGCCUUGUCACUGCCCUGUGGCUCCUUCCAAUGCUGCUGGGCAGCCAUCAACCCCAUCUCCUACCCCAAACCAGUGGCAGUGGGCAACUGCACCAAGUGGAAAGCAAGGGAGCUGGACUACGCCAUUUACCUGGCCAAGAAGAACAUUCGCAAGCAGGGCGACCUGAUCGACCACGAGAAGACCCAGAACACGGAUUACUACAAGCGGGAGAUCGAGUACUGCAGGAAGGCCAUGGCCAGGACCAGGGUGAAGUCCUCCAUCUGCCUCGAGGGGUACCUGAAGUUCAACGAGCAGUACGUGCCCCACGACCCCAUCAUGUCCGGCUGCCUGCCCAGCAACCCCUGGCUCACAGAUGACACCACCUACUGGGCCAUGAACGCCCCCACGGUGCUGACCCCCACCAAGCCGCGCGUGGAGCGCUGGAGCUUCAACUUCAGCGAGCUCAUCACUGACCCCCUGGGCCGGGUGCAUCUCCUCGAGUUCCUCAAGAAGGAGUUCAGUGCUGAGAACCUGAGCUUCUGGGAGGCGUGUGAGGAGCUGCGCUAUGGGGAGCAGUCCCGGAUCUCUGAGAUCGUGGAUUCCAUCUACCAGCAGUUCCUGGCCCCCGGGGCCACGCGCUGGGUGAACAUCGACAGCAAGACCAUGGAGAGGACCCUGGAAGGCAUCAAGACCCCGCACCGCUACGUGAUGGACGACGCCCAGAUGCACAUUUACAUGCUGAUGAAGAAGGACUCCUACCCACGGUUCCUCAAGUCGGAGCUCUACAAGAACCUCCUGGCCGAGGGCAUCGAGAGCUAG